AUGGGAGCGGCGCUUGAUGCUCUGAAUCCACACCAGCCACUGACAUCUCGACGACCAGCUUCAAACAACUUACCAGGUUUCGAGCUUCUCCAUCCCCAAGUGUCGCAGUCACAAAAAUUUUCACUCCCUUCAAAUACUAACGUACAACAACCGUCUAGAGUUGGAAACCUAUUAACCCCACUAUCGAUCUCAUCAUCAGACGCCGGAUCCAUACCCGCGUUCGCGAGCCAUAGUUCUGUCUCAUCCGCGCAGGCUGCUCCUUCGUAUUCGCAAAGUUAUUGGUCAACCACAAGUAAUUUUGGUCCUGGUAUGAUCAACCAGCCCUGGCCCCAGUCCUAUCCUUCAAGGAGCGGGUUUUCACCACCCUCAUCAUUGGCAGGUCGAAAUACUUCGAGCUCCCCGACCACAGCAGAAAGCUUAACACCUACGUACGAUAUAAACCAUCGUACCUACUUUCAAUCCGGCAUUCCUGGCCCACCGACAUCAUCUGGCCCUUCGCCAACAACACAGCAGCCUCAACAGACUAUGGCGCAUAUCUUGAUGAAUGCGCAAGCCACUGCGGCGACGGCACCACCGACUCUACCGGCGCAUAACAAUGUCGAUGCUUAUGGACAGAAGCUUCCAUCAACCCCACUUUAUGGUGGACCGCAACAUACUACACACCAUCAAUCCCCUUUCCAUCCAUAUCAGAGUAAUGGCGGUCCAGCUAUGCACCAUUCUAGUGCGAACGGUCCAGUAUCGAGGAUCUCGCCGAUCCAAGUUCAGCUACAAAAUGAAGGACCACACCAAUUAGCCCAAUACAGUAGCCGACCAUAUCCAUCCUACUCUUUACCUGCAAUGAGCGGACCAAUUAUGACAAAUGUACACAACCCUGGCAGUCAAAUGACGCUUAUGGGAUCUAUGCAGCCAAAUCUGUUGCCAGCCUUCAACAGCGGCCAUGCAGCUGCUAUGAGCGGCAUGUACAAUGGACAUCCCCAUCAUAUGCAUGGGCUUAUGCAACAUCCCCAGCCCGACGAUAGGCCCUACCGAUGUGACCAGUGUUCUCAAAGUUUUAGGCGCAACCACGACUUGAAAAGGCAUAAGCGCAUUCAUCUGGCGGUUAAACCGUUCCCAUGCGAUCACUGUGCUAAGAGUUUCUCGCGAAAGGAUGCAUUGAAGCGACAUAUUCUUGUUAAAGGCUGCGACAAGGAAAAGGACAAGGACAAGGACUCUCAGUCCGAUAAAAGGAGUUCUACGACUGCUACCUCCCCAGUAAUAUCGCGUAAGGACGGAGGCGCAGGCAACCCGACCAAUGUUCGUUCUCAUAAUUUCAAAGGAAACCAGGCUUUGAAAUCGCAUUCAUGA
Molecule: messenger RNA, 1344 nt
Organism: Paracoccidioides brasiliensis Pb18
Exons: 2
Coding region: 1-1344 (447 amino acids)
Biological process (GO): regulation of transcription by RNA polymerase II
Cellular component (GO): nucleus
Molecular function (GO): RNA polymerase II transcription regulatory region sequence-specific DNA binding; DNA-binding transcription factor activity, RNA polymerase II-specific
Source: RefSeq, a predicted model, not a curated record